Oryza sativa Japonica Group (Japanese rice) is the source of this 3953-nucleotide messenger RNA. The record is from RefSeq and is a predicted model, not a curated record. NCBI's taxonomy places the organism in Eukaryota, Viridiplantae, Streptophyta, Magnoliopsida, Poales, Poaceae.
GAAUAAGUUCCCAUCCCGCUCAUGCGAACACAGGCAAUGCGUUUUCCCAUGAUUUACCAGGCGAGAAGCAUAUGCAGAUUUGAGCUCGGAUGCAAGGAGAUGAAGCUGUUGAUAAACUUGAGGCCUUAUUAUCACAGUUAGAGCAUCUCCAAGAGCCUAGCCAAAUGGCUCGCCAAGUUAAAAUUUGGCUAACUUGCACAAAAAAUCUACUCCAACAGACUAGCUAAAUGCCUCUCCAAGCCAUCCGGCUGGCUAAAUUCCCCACUAGACUAGCCAAAGUUGGCCAGCCAAAACCGGCUAGCCAUAUGUGGGACCCACGCCUGUUUCCCCCUCUCUCUCCACGUGGCAGUGCGGCACGCAAAUGUGACGAGGGCGCCGUCGUCGCCGCAGUCGGGCACCGCCGCCCCGUCAUCGCCGCGGCCGGCCACCGUCACCGCCACCGCCGAGCUCCGCCCCGAGCUCCAUUGCCGGCCCCUCUAGAUCCGCCGUCGAGGUCGUCGCGAGCAGCUGCCACCGAGCUCCACCCCAAGCGGCGUCGAGGUCGUCGUUGCGAGCCGCCGGCGUCUCGCCUCCUGCCUCCCCGUGCCGCCGCACCACCGCGCGCGGCCGCCCGCCUCCUCGCAUCGCCGCACCACCGCCAGCGAAGAGAGCAGCACCGGCGGGUAGAGCCCCCGGCGGCGGUGGAUGGCGACGCAGCCCGAGCGGCGGUGGGGAUGGGGAUAGGGCGGCGGCGGCGGAUGGGAGAGGGAAGGAGGGUUUGGAGAGAAGGGGAGAAAGGUGAGAGAAAAAAAGGAGGUGUAGAGGCUGACAUGUGGGCCCAAUUGUCAUAGACUCAGAAUAAAGAGGACGAAUGGAGAGGCUGUUGGAGUAAAAGACAAUUUGAUUUGCUAAAUUAAAUAGAGAGUUGGCCAAAUAGACAUUUGGAGAGACUAUUGGAGAUGCUCCUACCACGGGACGCAGACCUACCUAGGCUACCAACCUCUACAAGGAGACUCUUCCGUUCCCCUCUGCCAGUUCCGGAGGCGUAUUCUAUAAAACCCGUCAGCUAUCAGGGAAAACGGAAUCAGUACAGCGCGCGAGCCGAAGAAACCCGCAAGCCCGAAGCGAAAGCGUAUUUUUGGCGGAGAGAGGAAGCGACGACUGGGCCAGGUGGGCCGUUGGCUGGGCCGUGGGACGCGGAAGCCCACACCACCCGACGGAGGAGAGGAGGAGGAGGAGAGCUCCCACCCACCAAUGGCGGCGGCUGCGCGCGGAGUUCAUCUGAUCGUGCUCCCAAGGAUUGUCUAGUUCACUAUGUUGGGGGAUUAGAUUGUUGUCACUAUGGUUCCUGAGAAAUCCGAAUCAAGUAAAGUAAGCAAUAGAAAUUAGAAUGCUUCAUCGACUGCCUCCCGAAAGACCUGAUUGAGCCUUCCGGUGAAAACUUUGUUGAGAUGCAGUGGUGUUUGCAAGCAGUGGCACAGCAUAAUCUGAUAUCCCAAUUUUGUAACAUCGCACCUCAUGCUUGCGACCCGUUGUGCGCUCCUGUUCUUCUCUCGAGAGUCAGUUUCAAGUGAGCACCCUAGUGAUUCUGUCCUCAUUGAUGAAGCCUUUUCACAGUCAACAUUGGCAGUGCCAGUGAUUGGGCCAGAUGAUUUCCUUUGUGGUUCAUCCAAUAUUGGGCUUGUUUGCUUAUACACACAGACAACAACAAUCAAGAUAAUAAACCUUGCAACUGGUGGAUGCCUACAUCUCGAGAAACCUGCAAAGAAUUUGGCUGGUGAUUAUUCCUCGUUGUACAGCUUUGGAUUUCGUCCAGUGACCAAAAAAUACAAGGUCACACACUUCCUUGGUGAUAGCCGUAAGGCUCACCCCCGUGCAAAAGACAGCUUCUAUGCCAUUCAAGUUCACACACUUGGUGAUGAGAAAUGGAAAGAUGUAGGAUCCCCAGAAGCUCUAAGCUUGAACUGUGUGAAGAACUCUGGAGUAGUCAACGUUGAUGGAAUAAUGUAUUGGCUAACUGAAGACCAGGGAGCUAGUUGGCAGCAUGCAGUCAUCUCCUUUGAUCUUAGCAGAGAAAGUUUUGGACGGAUACAACUGCCAACAGUAGUACUUGAAGAUUUCGCAUUUUAUGGUCCUCAUCAGUACUGGAUCAAAGAGAUAGAUGGAAAGGUAUGCAUCGCAACAUCUCAAACUACUCAAAAUCAGCCCAGAGAGCUUAUAGGUGAGAUUCAGAUCUGGACUCUUCACAUCCAUCUAGAGCAAAGGUGGAUCCAGAAGUACAUGAUCCAGUCCUCACCGCAGUGCAUUCUUGGACCAAAUAUUUUCCAUGGGGAUAAGAUUUUGUCGCAACAAUAUGGUAGCAUCCUAUAUUCUUGUGAGUUGCUUGGAAAGAACCUAGAGGUUAAAAUGAGCAAUGCAGAUAGGCUGUUAGAUUUCACGCCCCGCAAGCCAGGGAACAUGCAAUCCUACACCUUUGUGAAAUCACUUGUACGGUUAGAUGCAUACAAGAAGGCUAGUAUUGUGCGUAGACCUAAAUGGUAGGAAGGCUGGGAAUUGAAGAAGUGGGAAGCAUGGGAGAGCAACCGUUGCGUGCUAGAGGAUACAUGGAAAGACGUGCAGCAUUUGGAGUAAGAUUAUCUUGUAACUAGGAAGAAUUUCCACACAGUAACCAACUGGCUGUUGCUGCGUCAACCGGAUGAUGAAGCAUUGAAGUGUAUAAGCAUGAGAAUUGAUCAAAUGUUGCGUUGUCUAUCAGAUUGUCCAAAUCAGGUAGGUAAUCCUGUAUUUAAAUGGGAGUUGAAAAGCUUUUGUAUUAUCAAAGGCGUGAUGAUAUUAGGAGUUUAUAAGUAAACUGCAAGUAGUAUUGUAACAAAUAUCUUGCCUGAGAGUUCAGCAUCCAAGGCCACUCCGGCGUCUUAAUUGGUUGGAGCAGAAGCAGGACUUGGAUGAUUUAAAGGCUUAUGUGAAUAGACUAAGAGAUACUGUUAAGGUAUUCUCUAGCAAACAAUAUUUACAUAUAUCGCUGAAACAUUGCUAAUUGACAGAGCUAACCUGCCUAUCUGCCUCAAAUCAAGAAGGUGGUGACCUCUUAAGGAUGAUAACAAGUUAUUUACGCGAUCAGGUAAAUGUCUAUGUAGGCGCUAAUCUUUUCUGUUACAGGUCGCAAUCUCCUUUUACAUGUUUCGAUCUGAUCCCAUCUGCAACAUACAAGGAAUUUAAAUUCUCGCAAGAUAACUAAUUAACCAUGUUCUCUCCAUUUGUACAGAUGACUGACCUCCCUAAUGUGUUUAUUGUUCCAUCUUGUAUACGAGUUAAGUUGUAUAGCUACUGAAUUCAAUGAGUUCUUUACUCUAGCAAUCCACUUAUGGCAUAUUUUCACAAUAUGAAAAUAACAAAUUGUCAAGGUUUUAGUAAAUACACUUCUAGUGAAAAUGUGAACUGAACAAGCUUCGCUACACUUCCAAUCUUUCAUGGUGUAUUCUUCUAUAGUUAAUUUAACCAGUAUUAUAUAUUUAUCUUUUGGAAUUUGAGAGAUUCCCUUGUCUUGAGGUUUUGUGGGGAUUCUAGGCCCCCAUAGACUUGAUGAUAGUACCAAACACUUGUACUUUUACUCCAUUUCACAGGGUGUGUGGAUUCCCACAUCUGGUUCUUCUACUUAGUGGCUUCGACCUUCAACACUUCUGCUCGGUGGUGGCCAUGCGAGAUGAUGGUGACGAUUUGAAGAUUACUGAAAUUCACAUGGCAUUAUGGUUCUAUGUGGCAGGAAUUCUUGCUACUAUCCGUUCUAUCGUUUAGUUUUUCUUUGAGAACCUCCACUUCUGUUUUCUUGAAGGAUUUUUGAACUCUUGCUGUCUGUCAUGUUAAACCAGUGAUGUUUUAGUCACCAUCUAUAUUAUGUUAAUGGAGUUUUCAUGGCUAUUAUUAUAUCCAUGGAAAAUUUUAUCGCUGUAUUAGAAAUUCAUACGGUUCGAUUA